AUGAGUGAGGAGAAAGUGCGUCCUUUUGGGCUUGUUCUUAUGCGUGAGAGAGAGACUCAAAGAGGCAUGAGCGGAGUAGAAGUUUGGGUUGGAGAGCUGGAGCUUAGUCUGCAGCGAAGAGAGUUGACCACAAAUAUGUCCGACUGCGGCCGGCGGGGCCCUGACCGACGCUCUCCUCCCAGUGCCAUGUGGCCGUGCUCUGGGCGGGAGAGGGAUUUUUCCAUCCUGCUUCCUCUGCUCACAGAGCUGAAGGAAACGCACUGCAGAUGUGGGGGAAAUGGAGAAGAGCACAGGAGCGCGGCGAGGUGGGAGUCCACAGAAGUGCACAUCGAGUGCAUGUCAACAAUAGAAUGA
Molecule: messenger RNA, 354 nt
Organism: Knipowitschia caucasica
Lineage: Eukaryota; Metazoa; Chordata; Actinopteri; Gobiiformes; Gobiidae
Source: the annotation of a GenBank genome assembly